This is a messenger RNA of Cuscuta epithymum, 2184 nucleotides long. The record is from the annotation of a GenBank genome assembly. NCBI's taxonomy places the organism in Eukaryota, Viridiplantae, Streptophyta, Magnoliopsida, Solanales, Convolvulaceae.
GAAAAAGAGAAAAAGAAAACAACAAGUAAAAGACUAACCUAGAGAUGAAGGAACGAAAGAAACAAACGAAAAGAAAAACUACAAAAAGCAGAGCAAACAAUGUGCGGACUGAGGGCCUGCUGCUAAGAAAAAACGCCGACCGAAGAAGAGUCGGAGAAAGCAGAGCACCGUAGCUAUAAGCCUGGAAGUUCAAUUUAAGUUCAAUUGAAGUUCAAAAAUACGGUAUAAUCUGCCCUUCCUCGCCUUCAACCGCCGCUCACCGUCGACCGCUGCUUCUUCUCUGCCAAAUACUUCUCCUUCUUCACUAACCUCCGAUACCCAUUGUUUACCGCUGCUAUCCAUCCAUAUCUAGAAACUGAAAGUUUAUAGUUCUUUUAAGAACCGAUAAAUGAUAAGAACCGAACCGUUAACAAUAAGUUCGGUUCCAUAACGGUUCCACAUUUUUUUGAUUGGAACCGAACCGAUAACAUGAAUUGUGAUUUUCUUAACGGUUCUUCCGAUUUUUAAGAGGAACCAAACCGGUCCCAGGCCUAACCGCAACGCACGAAAAAGACGAAGGCGGAAGGUCGGCCGUUGACUAGUCGCCGAGAGCCGAGUCGCUCAGACACCGACGAAGCAACAGCUGCGACGCCUUCUGCCCGGCCUUGCUGCCUCCUGGAGGAUUCCAAUGCUACCAUUUCCCUGGAGGCUACCAAAUUGAACCUUCACCUUUUGUAUACUUUUAGGCCAUAUUGAAACUGGACUUUGAAGCCCUCUCUCUUAAUAUAGCCCAGGACUGAGUGGUCGUCGGGAUAUUUCAAAUCCGGCGGGUUAUUGUGCGUCGCCUAUUAACCUAUUUCACGUCAUGGCUUUGUCGACUUGGGCAAUUGGAAGCUCUGUUAAUUCACUUCCUUCUUCUUCUUCUUCCCAGAUUACUCCAUUUCCAAUUUGUAAACCCACAGUCAAGAGAAAUUCUCGAUCUUCACCCUCGCGUCAUAUUUGCUGCAUUCUUCGUCAAGUGCUAAAUCGAAUUGAGGCGGUAAAAAACACACAAAAAGUCACAGAGGCCAUGAAAUUGGUGGCCGCCGCAAAGGUUCGGAGAGCUCAAGAGGCUGCCGUCAGUUCUAGACCCUUUGCCGAGGCCCUUGUUGAGGUUCUGUACAACAUGAACGAGCAGCUCCGGGGGGAAGACGUCGAAGUCCCUUUAACAGCCGUUCGUCCUGUGAAAAAAAUUGCGCUUAUUGUCGUCACCGGUGAUAGAGGCCUAUGUGGAGGUUUCAACAAUGCCAUCCUGAAGAAAGCCGAGAUUCGUAUAAAGGAAGUGACGGAUCUUGGCUUGGAUUGCACCAUAAUUAGUGUUGGGAAAAAGGGGAAUUCUUAUUUUUUUAAGCGGAGGGAGAAUAAGACAGUGGAUAGUUAUGUGGAAGGAGGGAAAUUUCCAACCAUAAAGGAUGCACAAGUAAUAGCAGACAAUGUUUUCUCUUUAUUUGUGAGUGAAGAGGUUGAUAAGGUGGAGCUGUUAUAUACAAAGUUUGUGUCUUUGAUAAACUCUGAGCCAGUAAUUCACACUUUGCUUCCAUUAUCCAAAAAGGGAGAGAUUCGAGACGUGAAUGGGAAGAGCAUUGAUGUGGAGGGGGAUGAAUUCUUUAGGUUGAGCACAAAGGAGGGGAAACUAACAGUGGAGAUGGAUCAUCAUAGGAAUAGCGAAAACAGAAGAGGAUUUUCGCCUUAUAUGCAGUUUGAGCAAGACCCUGCACAGAUUCUUGAUGCAUUGAUGCCUCUUUACUUGAACAGUCAAAUUUUGAAGGCACUUCAAGAGUCAUUUGCAAGCGAGCUUUCAUCAAGGAUGAAUGCAAUGAGUAACGCCACAGAUAAUGCUAUCGAGCUGAAUAGGAACCUCUCCAUUGCUUAUAACCGGCAAAGGCAGGCUAAGAUCACUGGUGAUAUAUUGGAGAUUGUUGCUGGAGCAGAUGCUUCCCUUACAUAGGGGCAUUGUUUAGCUUUAAAUCUUCAUAGUUUUUGCAUGAGUAAUAUUUUGAGUUGAUCAGCAGGAAAUUUAUAUGCCAAUGUAUUCUAGCUGUAGUAGAAUAUUCUGAAGUGUAACAUGUAGGGCUUUCCUAUAACAUCACUUAAAUAAAAUCAAUGGUCACUGCAGAUUACAAAUGCCUGAUAGGGACCUGGGCACUACAAAUAAUAAGAAUCCAU